CUCUCAUUUGGGAAAUUGAGUCUGUAGAUUGCUUUCCGUCAUCCAUGGAAGCUGAGACACAGUUGGGUCAGUUGACCAUGACCUCAGCUGUGCAUAGUGAGUCAUGUUACAUUCAAAUUAAGGUCAGUACCUUUCCACCAUCAAAUUCCAAAUGCCCAGUAAUAGCAGCCACUUACUGGGCUAUGACCACCUUAUGUUCUCCAGUUAGCUGGUAACCCUGCAUGACGUUUUCCUAUUCACAGACACUAAGGGUGGUCUAAGUGUUUGUCUUCUCCAGUGGAAUUGUGCCAGAACUCUAGAGUUGUUAGCAUCAAGGGUUCUCUCAAGAUCAACCAACACAGCUAAUGAUGGCAGCCACAUGACUAAGCUGGGGCACUGUGGCUCUGACUUUAGAGGCCCAGUGUUAUAGGAGUGAAUUAGGGUACAAAGGCCACCUGCUUCAAGUCUGAUUUUUAGUGUCCCUGAACAACUGGACUAGGAAUGGACACAGGGAUGCUGAUAGGAAAAGAAAGUUUAUUAAGAAAUCGCUUCCCAGGGUGGAAGUGGACCAAGUGGGGAAAGGUUAGAAGUUUAGUGGUGCAUGUUCAGAGCAGAUUGGCACAUUUGUCACUAAAGCUUGGAGAUCAGUAUAACCAUUCCAUCAGACCAGAGUCAAAACGGCCUAACCACGUGCUGAUGUGACAGGAGAGAAUGUGUAGAAUGUAGUGGGGAGGGGGACACAUUUACUUGUUGGUUGUUUGCGCACUUUGUUACAAGACAGAGUGCUGAUAGGAAGGAGCUUCCAGUCUUUGAGCCGACUGGCUUCUUUCAUAUGCCAAUUCUCACUACUUCUGUUCUCCUUGCUCCCUUCCCCCUACACCCUUCCCUCUCCCUGUCUUCCUCCCCGCCUCCUCCCUUUCCCCUGUCACCACCACACACUGUCCUGUCACACCAGCAUGUAGUUAGGCCAUUUGACUCUGACUGGAUGGAAUACUGUUCCCCAAGUUAUGGUCUCUGUCUUAGGGGUUUUGUUUGUUUGUUUUAUUCCCCCUGGCUGCGUUUAUUUUAUUAUUUUCCUAUGGACGAAAGACACCCAAAAAGUAAUAACUUCAAGUGUUUAUACCCAGGUAAUAAGGAACUCAGGAAGAGAGAUUAGGUUUUUGUUUGUGAUAAGUGACACCUGUUAAAUGCAAGGGCUUAUUUUUAUGUUUUCUUAACUACAAGUUAAACUGGUUGUGUCGCUUGCUCACUAGAUAGCUUUAUACUGGUUGAAGUAUAACAGUCCCUCCUCCUGGACCUUGACCAACCAAACCCAACUAUUACCUAACUUCAUUUAGGCCUUCAGUGACUGAGGACUGUAAGAAGAAUGCUCCUUUGCUUUUUGAUAAAACUGGUUUAGCACACAUGACUUGUUUAAAUUUUCAAAAUGUCUGGCAAGUUUUUUAUAAUUCUACUUUUAUUGGUGACCCCAGGCGAAGCGAGCAAGUCAUUUCUCAGUUUUCUGAAUAUACAAAAUGCAGAAAUGCUGUCAUUUACAGAGACAGAAGAAACCGUCAUUGUGAGGUCCAGCUACAGAGAUAAACAGCCUCACUCCAGCUACCUCCUUGUGAAGUCAGAGGAUCCUAACGUGCUGCAGGUGAUGAAUGUGACCAAGACCUCCCUGGGCAUCACAGACUUUACCAUCAACCUGAAGACUUUCCCAGGAGAGACAAAUCUGACUGUGCAGCUCUGGGAGUCUGGAGGUAGGCAAACAACCCUCAUCGAAGAGAUAAAGAAUGUCAGAGUGAGAGUGUUCAGACAGACGGAGGACAGCCUCUUCCAGGCACCAAUCCAUGUCAAUAGCUACAUCUUCCUGCUUGUCUUAUCGAUGAUCCUUUUAAAUAAAUGUGCUUUUGGCUGCAAGAUUGAAUUCCAACUGCUUCAAACAGUGUGGAAGAGACCUUUUCCAAUACUUCUUGGGGCAGUUAUACAGUUUUUUCUUAUGCCAUUCUGUGGUUUUCUCUUGUCUCAGAUUUUGAGCUUGUCUAAGGCACAAGCUUUUGGAUUUGUAAUGACCUGCACAUGCCCAGGAGGAGGUGGAGGCUAUCUCUUUGCUCUCCUUCUGGAAGGGGACGUCACUUUGGCCAUUUUGAUGACUUGCACGUCAACGUCCCUGGCCCUCAUCAUGAUGCCUGUCAACUCGUACUUAUACAGUCAGCUACUGGGGUUAGCAGGUGUAUUUCAUGUUCCUGCCUUAAAGAUUGUGUCUACUCUUCUUUUCAUACUUAUGCCAAUAUCAAUUGGUGUAGUCAUUAAGCACAGAGUGCCUGAAAAAGCAGUCUGUUUAGAGAGAGUAGUGCGGCCUCUGAGUUUGACUUUAAUGUUUGUAGGGGUCUACUUGGCUUUCAGGAUGGGACUGGUAUUUCUAGGAAUGGCUAACCUAGAGGUGUUUCUUUUGGGGCUUCUGGUUCCUGCACUGGGCUUUUUGUUUGGCUAUUCCUUUGCUAAAGUCUACCUGCUGCCUCUUCCUGUUUGCAAAACAGUGGCUAUCGAAAGUGGGAUGUUGAAUAGUUUCUUAGCGCUGGCCAUCAUCCAGCUUUCGUUUUCCCAGUCCAAGGCUUAUGAAGCCUCUGUAGCUCCAUUUACAGUAGCUAUGUGUUCCGGAUGUGAAAUGUUACUGCUCCUUCUGGUCUACAAGGCUAAGAGAUGGCCAUUCCUUAGCACAGAAAAUGAAAAAACUCCUCUAGUUUAAAACUACAGAACUCUUAAUUCCUGACCUGGCUAAAGUACUAAGAGCUUAAAACUACACAUGCACUAAAGUCAUCUUCAAGUUGGCUAAAAGCUUGACAUGGUGUUAAUUUGUGCGAGUCUGUGUGUGUGUGUGUGUGUGUGUGUGUGUAUGUGUGUGUGUAACAUAUAGAUGUGUAUAACAUGUUACAUAUGUGCACACGUAUUUGUGUAUUAUACAUUACCCAUACUAAGCACCUUAUAACUGACAGUACACAUUGAGAAGGGGAUAAGAUGCCUUUGCAGUGUCUUAGUUUGGUAAUGAUUUUAUAAUGAGGAAUGCCAAUGGAAAUAAGCAGUGAAUCUUUAUAUCCUUAAGUUUCUAAGGAAAGAGUGUCCUUGGGAAGGGGCAGGAAAUGCUGACUCAGGGAAUGGGCAUGCAGAUUCAUUACCACUAGCUGAUGCCUGCACCAGCCGCCUCCCCAUUCCCACGACUGUUGAGUUGGUAUUGCUGCUUUCCCAAGCCUUUCCAA
This is a messenger RNA of Grammomys surdaster, 3218 nucleotides long. It is a transcript of the gene Slc10a5, whose product is annotated as solute carrier family 10 member 5. The record is from RefSeq and is a predicted model, not a curated record. The transcript has a single exon. Gene Ontology annotation, cellular component: membrane. Gene Ontology annotation, molecular function: bile acid:sodium symporter activity. The coding region runs from base 1406 to 2710 and encodes 434 amino acids. Gene Ontology annotation, biological process: bile acid and bile salt transport. NCBI's taxonomy places the organism in Eukaryota, Metazoa, Chordata, Mammalia, Rodentia, Muridae.